Molecule: messenger RNA, 997 nt
Organism: Fundulus heteroclitus (mummichog)
Lineage: Eukaryota; Metazoa; Chordata; Actinopteri; Cyprinodontiformes; Fundulidae
Product: transmembrane protein 238
Exons: 2
Coding region: 102-578 (158 amino acids)
Source: RefSeq, a predicted model, not a curated record
GUUGCACUUUGAUCAGUCCCUGCAGCUCGAUCCAUGCGAGGACCUGCCAGUCCUGCAGCUCCCGUCGGUUCAGGACUACGUCCUCUUCCUCCUCAGCCACCAUGUCCACGUCUGUGCAGACGGAGCCGGCGAUGGAGAGGAGCUACGGAGGAGUCGGCCGCUGCAAGUGUUCCUUCUGGCUGGCGGUGGCCCACGACAUCCUGGGGGUCCUGGUCAUCAUGGUGGGGGUGUUCGGCGGGCUGCUGAUCCACGACGUCUUCAUCUACGGCGGGGCCAUCAUCAUCUUCCUCAGCUUGAUCUGGUGGGUGUUUUGGUACUCGGGGAACAUCGACGUGCCGCCGGAGGAGCUGGAGGACGACGUGGACCUGAUGAAGAAGAAGAAGCGGAGGCUGAGCCGGGCCGUGCGGCGCGUCUCGGACCGUCUCUCCAACGGGAUCAGGAACUCUUUCAGAAAGAAACGCCGUCUAGAGGAAGAGGAGCCGUCAGGCGCCCCUGGGCCCUCCAUCUCUGAUGAGGAAGAGGAGUCGAAAUGUCUGAUGAAGGACGAGGAGAAUUCAGUUUCUCUGCCUGAUGUGUAGCGGGAACAUUUGUUGCUGCUUUUCGUUUCUCAUGUGGACACCGAGCUGCAGGGCUUGGAACGAGGAAAACAAAGAGAGGAGGCUGAAGCAGGAGCUCCUGAACCCAGAAACAUGCCUGAGAAGGUUAAUCUGCAGCUGCCUUAAAGCUUGUAAUAUAAAUGCAAUUAUUUAGCAGUAAAAACCACCAACAUUUAGCUUGUUUAUAGUUUUUGAGUGAAAUUAAAAGCUGUACGAAUAUUAUACAUUUACUUUUUUUUUCCAACUUUAAAUGUACAAACAAACAUGGCAAUUAAUAACUGUGCAAAUCCACAAUGGACAAAACAACGACAUACUGAGGUAUUUAAGCACCAAAUGAAAACAUAAUUAAAUUAAGAAAACACAACAAAAAAAGACCUAAAAUAACUUAAUUAUAAGGAAAA